AUGUCCGAGACAGUUUCUCUUCAUAAGUUGGUGAAGAAGGCAGUUCAUCUGAAGUUGCUGUUCAAGACUUUUCUUGGACUUUUUUCCCAAUUGAACACAAAACAGGUCGUUCAAGAUGGAGAGUACCAGACUGAGAUACUAGAAAUCGUACAGAAUCCCCGAAAUUUGAAUGAUAAAAAGAUAACUGAGUAUAAAGUAGUAUUGGCCAUACAAUUGUCUUUAUCUUCCUCUGAAGAGUUGAAACGUUUUUGGGGCAAUUUAUCUAAAAUCUCACUCGUUGGCCAAGUGGACUAUUUGAUCCGAUUGAACAAGAUCUUGAAGUAUGAGUACUCCAAGUACGACAAGGAUAUCGUGCGAUUGCUUAUAAAGGUCCAGUACUGUGACUACAUUGUGGAAGUUCUUGAUCUGUUUGGUGACAAGAAGUUGCUGACAGAACAGAAGUCGUUGGCUAACCAUAUAGUCUUCUUUGCUUCUUCUGUUAUAGAGCAUGUUGUGGUGAAGGAUGAAGCUUUGGUAAACGACCUUGUUUUUCAGUUAGCCACACGUCUUGAAGGUCUUCGUUUGAGCAAUUUGCUAGAUUUUUUGCUUUUGAAAUCUAAGAAUAUAUUGAGUGAAGAUCAAAUCAGACUUACUGACAGUUCUGGCUCUGGUGAAGACAAGUCACUGGACUUGCCCACUAUCACCACCUCUUUGUACAAGAACUUGUCAGUGGGCAGCUUGAGUUCAGCCAAACAGGAGACAUACAACGAGACUAUCAAAUUUCUCUGGCUAAACAAGAUUAUGAAGCUGUGGAAAUUUGCAGAUAACGAAAGCAUCUUCAAUAAUUUCGUACACAACUUCAUUCCCAGCAGCGACAAGAACAAAAAUCCGUAUUUGACAUCGUUUGAGUUGAUCAAAGCGACGUUUAAGGGAUUUGGCUAUGCUGUGAUAAACAACGACGAUUGCUAUGUUCUUUUCAACUGGAAAAAUUUCAUCAUAACGAGAAUUCCAGUCAUUUUGUCUACAUUGAAAUUUGCAAAUGUAAACGACGAAGAGACGUUAGAAAGAGCUGUACUCAAUGCGUUUAACUCUCUUCCCGAUUCUAUUGUAAAAGUUCUAACGAAUUUGGCUCUGGGAAGUACUAAAGUGUAUGACUUGAGACAGAUUUUUAUCAAGAGUUUGAUAUUUAACAGAUUGUUACCACCUGUGGCUUUUCAGAAAUUCUUCCCCAUGGAGUCGAAAAUAACUCAACAGGUGAUUUUGUCUGAGCUUGCACAGUAUAAUCACGAUUUGAACUUGCGUCGCAAGUUUAACGACAAGUUGAUUAACGUAAACAGCGAGUUCACUUCUUUAGAAGAAUCUGGAUUAUUGGAGCUUUGCAAUUCUCUCCCUGCUUCUUUAGAAUAUCUGUACAGUAGACAAAUCGAGUUGAGCAACGCUAUCAACGAUAUCAUCGACGAAAUGAAGAUCUCCCGUGAGCACGAGAAGUUGAACCGCCUUCUUUUGUCUGUGAUGUCGAAUGUUCAAUUGACAAACAUUCUUGUCUUCAACAGCAACCCGUAUGUCGUGUUGGGCAAAAUGAUCGACUAUAUUGAUUCUGAGAACUUUCGAAUCGAUGACGACGACGAAAACUUCCAGGAUGUGUAUUCGUACUGUGGAGUGUUAAUCUUGUCGAUCAUUUCCAUUAUAGAGAAAUUUAAGAUUGACUUGUCUACGUUUAACAUCAAGAACUCGUUUGCAUUGGACUAUAUAAAUAACUUCUACUAUCGUCUAUGCGAUGACCUCACAAAUCAAAUCCCGGUCAAUAGUGACGAAGAAGAUAACACUAUAGCAACAAACUACAACAAUUUGUUGAUAGACUGGAUCAAUGCCUUAUUCGAUGAUAGUAAUGAUGGCUUAUCAGACGAUUUGAUCAAGUCAAUAAGCAUCAAACAAAUUUACAAACUUAUCCCUCUUGUUUACCAACAAGCCAUUACCGCAACAAGUAUUGGAAAGAUUGACUUUUCUAUUCUCACCAACGGAAUUGAUUAUUUGUCACAGGUAUUUUUGAUUCCUACAACGGUGAGUAUAAUCAACUGGUUACUCCUGGAAAUUUCCAACAAGAAGACUGAUGCUGAAAGCUUGCCGGUAAAAGUGUUGUCCGAAAUCGUGAAAUCCAAUAUUAGUAGUGAAUCAGGUUCACAAGAGUUGUCUUCUUUGGUAUUCAAAAUCGUCGUCAACAUAUGUGGAAGUAAUAUUUUGAUCGCUUUGAAGAAAAUUAAAGACUGGGAAAAUUCGCAAAGAAUCCGAGAUGUGGUCUCUAUAGUAACAGCAAAUUUGGACUCCAACUAUGUUGAAAAAGAUCUUAGCUUGCCUGAAUCCAAGCUGGACAUUAACAUUAAUGAACAGAUAAAAUCGCACCUUGUCAACUUCCAGCAACAGGCAGACUCUCCAACACCAAUUCAUGCCUUUAUACAUAGAUUCAUCAGCGACUCCAAAGAUCAAGUGUUGCGAGUGUUGCUUCAGGAAGUCACCUCGUACCAGAAGCAGAACAACGAGGCCACAAAGAUUUUCAUCAAUCUUGCUUCCUACUUAGUCGUUUCAAGCUCCAUAGACUCUGUAGAAGACAAGAAGUACUGGCACGGCUAUUUGUCUAAUGUUUCGAGUUCUGCAACAGAACACAAGAUUUUGAAGAAUUCUGAUAAGGAGUUCAACUCUUCUAUGGACUACCACUAUUCGAGCAUCUUUAAUGACGCUAGCUCUGGUGCGUCUAAUGACGAUGACUUGUUCAACGACAAAAGCUCGAAGCAAUUGUCUUCAGGAAAAUUGCUUGAACAACUCCGAACAAAGGUCAAUAGAUAUAACAAUUUGUUGGCCAAGUUCAAUGUGAUUUUUGCUGAGAAUCAAGAUCCUUCCAGCCCCUGGCACAAGACAGUGAAUACAUUGGCAGAUAAGCUUCUUGACGAUAUCAACGACUUGUACAUAUAG
Scheffersomyces stipitis CBS 6054 is the source of this 2946-nucleotide messenger RNA. RefSeq names its product Med5p (gene MED5). The transcript has 3 exons. The coding region runs from base 1 to 2946 and encodes 981 amino acids. Gene Ontology annotation, molecular function: transcription coregulator activity. The record is from RefSeq and is a predicted model, not a curated record. Gene Ontology annotation, biological process: regulation of transcription by RNA polymerase II. NCBI's taxonomy places the organism in Eukaryota, Fungi, Ascomycota, Pichiomycetes, Serinales, Debaryomycetaceae. Gene Ontology annotation, cellular component: mediator complex.